UUUCAUUUCGAUGACGGAAGCUGAAAUUUAAAAUACGCUCAGCUGCCAGCUUUUUUUCUUUUUUUCUUUUGAAUUACUAACAAAAAACAUGGAGAACAUUGACAGUUUAAUUCUCUCAUUGACUAAAGAAGAAGAGGCGCUAAAAAGAGCAAAUCAAGCUAAUGCUUCUAACACGGCAAAGAAGCCAAAAAGGCACACAUCUGAAACUGACGAAGAAGCACCAUAUUCUGAUGAAGAAGUAGGCAUAGAUGAUGAUGAAGAUAUGGAAGAUAUUGACGAGUAUGGUCCUGAUCUGUAUAAAGAUGAAGAAGAUCGUAAAAGACUACAAGCACUUCCAGAAGUUGAGAGAGAACGUAUUCUGGCUGAACGUUCAGAAGAAAGACAGAGAAACUUGGAAAGAUUAGAAGUCAGAAAGUUACUUAAAGAUGGACGAAGAGAGGAUAUUACUAGGCGUUCAGCAAGAGCUAAAGGCAGUAGUACGUCACAGGCACUUUCAGAGUUAGCAAGACGCAGAGAAGAGAAGAAUAGAGUACGCAGUAAGCGUGGCCGUAAUGAAGUAUCUUCUACCUCAGACAGCAGAAAGAGACGAAAGCGAUAUGAAGACCAAAGCGACUAUGAAUAUAGUGCAGAUGAAUCACCCGCAUCAGAAGACGACGCAGAAGAAAAGGCUAAAAAGAGAGUACCUCAGCUGGAAGAAUUUCAAUCUGCUUGCAUAUCAAGAAGCAUGAUUGAAAAGUGGUUAUUUGCACCAUUUUUUGAAAAUUUAGUUCUUGAUGGCUUUGUUCGUAUAUACAUUGGACAAGAUCCACAAAAGAAAGUUCCUGUGUAUAGACUUUGUCAAGUUAUGGAGAUUGUGCCAUGGCAUAAGAUUUACACAAUUGGUGAAAAUACAUCAUGUAAUCAAGCACUCAAGUUAAAGCAUGGCAAAGCAGAAAAAAUAUUUACUAUGGAUAUUAUCUCAAAUCAACCUAUCACUCAGCACGAAUACUCUCGCUUUAUAGCCACAUUAGAGCAUGAUAAAGUACGCGUUCCCUCUAUGGAUCACAUCAAGCAAAAAGUAGAAGAUAUAAAAAAUGCCAGAGAAUAUGUAUUGAACGAUAAAGAAGUAAAUGAAAUGAUUGAAAGGAAACGAGCCGUGAAGGGUUCAUCCAUGAAUGCUGUUAUGGAAAAAGCACAACUUAUGGCACGUCUUCAGCAUGCGGAAAGCAAUAAUGAUACUGAACAAGUAAUGAAGCUGACAAAGGAACUAAAGGAGUUGGAAGAAAGAACCUUUAGUGCUGAAGCACAAAAACAAAGCGUGUGGGCUGAUAUCAAUAGUAGAAAUAGAGAAAAAGAUAGAAUAGAAGCACAUCAAGCAGAAUUACGCGAAAAGGAAGCUAGGCGAAAAGCAUUAUUAGAAAGUGUAAUGGCCCAAAAAGCAGCAGCAGUUGCAGCAGCAGCAACAACAACAGCAACAGGAGUGGCAAGUGAUUCAUCAAUUAUGGUAAAGGAUACAAGCAAUAAGCCACUUGCAAAGAUCGUGGCCUUAAGUCAAGGUACCUUUGAUGUAGAAAAGUUGUCUGGUUAUCAAACGCCCUAUGUGAGGCUAGUUAAUAAGGUUGCACAGGAAAUUAAAAUUGAACUUUUUGAGUAAUUUGAAAAAUAAACACUUCAAAUUCAGACGACAGCUGAAAAAAACAAUCAGUGUGUGGGGGCAUUGCUGCAACAUCCACUGAAUCUUAGGACUUAUCUAUCAAAUGCGCAUCGUUUUAUAUUAACAUGAAUUCAUAUCUGAUGUGUUUGAUAUAAACCAUUAUAAUCUAUAUCUUACUGUAGCGCAUACAUUCUACUUUAUAUUGCAUCUGAAAAGAUGGACUUAUGUUAAUAACUAUAGUAGCUACUAGUA
This is a messenger RNA of Rhizopus microsporus ATCC 52813, 1885 nucleotides long. Its product is annotated as plus-3-domain-containing protein. Bases 89 to 1633 code for a protein of 514 amino acids. NCBI's taxonomy places the organism in Eukaryota, Fungi, Mucoromycota, Mucoromycetes, Mucorales, Rhizopodaceae. Gene Ontology annotation, molecular function: RNA polymerase II C-terminal domain phosphoserine binding; DNA binding. The record is from RefSeq and is a predicted model, not a curated record. Gene Ontology annotation, cellular component: Cdc73/Paf1 complex. The transcript has 8 exons.